Soboliphyme baturini is the source of this 486-nucleotide messenger RNA. NCBI's taxonomy places the organism in Eukaryota, Metazoa, Nematoda, Enoplea, Dioctophymatida, Soboliphymatidae. The record is from the annotation of a GenBank genome assembly.
AUGAUGGUUGAGUCACGAGUGAAUUUGAGUAUCGAACUGGCACGAGUAGAUUACGUCCAGCUGCAUGAAAUAUGUAUGGAAGGAUGUAAUCUAACAACGAACAUGAUGGUCGCCAUUCUGAAAACGGGGCGUUUUUAUAGUCUCGAAACUUCUGGAAGCGUCACGAAACUCAUCGAGAGAGUUUCGUUUCCAGCAGCAUUGUCGCGAAGUAUCCUCCACAUGCAAUGGUACCACUGGAUCAAGAACGAUCAUGUGCUCAAGACGACUGGCUUGACCAAUUAUCGGAGGAACUUAGAGGCUGGCGCAAGGCUUGGGCUCUUGAAUUCUGAACCGCUGAGGUGGAAGUUAUUCUACAAAGAUGUCGACUCAACGAUCAGCGCUCACACUGAUGAUGAUGUCCUGGUAGAGACCAACCUGGCUGACAUAGUUAUUGAAUGCAAGCCUGUCAGCGAAAGAGUGGCAAUCGUCCGAUUGAAGUUGCAAUAA